Messenger RNA from Diachasma alloeum, 3887 nucleotides. RefSeq names its product protein claret segregational. NCBI's taxonomy places the organism in Eukaryota, Metazoa, Arthropoda, Insecta, Hymenoptera, Braconidae. Gene Ontology annotation, biological process: microtubule-based movement. Bases 210 to 3872 code for a protein of 1220 amino acids. The record is from RefSeq and is a predicted model, not a curated record. The transcript has 8 exons. Gene Ontology annotation, molecular function: ATP binding; microtubule motor activity; microtubule binding.
UUCAACUGCCGACUGAGUCGCACAAACCGACCGCCACCCAAGUUUUCAUCUCCCUUAGACAACAAAUUUGUCGAAUACUCAAAGUCAAUUGUGGAGUGUAGAUAUGCUGAAAGCCAGGAUCUAAUUAGUGCCCGAUACGUAGUGUGAGACUUGUUAUUGGACGUAAAUAAUUUGUAUGAAAACAACUGAGCAUUCUUUAUAAAUUCAAGAUGGAAUCACGUCUUCCGAAACCCAAGAUAAACCUCUCGAAGUCUGCCAUAACUUCAGACCAGGUCUCCAAGCUGUCCUCCUUAAGACCGAACACUGGAGGUCCGCCCUCCCACUCAGUCAGCACGACCGACGUUUCCAAGGCCCCGGAGUUCAAGGUCCCCAAGGAGGUCCCCCCAGCCCGCGCCACGACAACCCUAAAAUCCCUAGGAAAGCAAAAAACCACGAUGGGCCUCACGAAGGUCACCAACGAGAACAAGCCCCCAAUAAAGUCCUCCCUCCGUCGUUCCCGAACCCUGGGGACAAUAACAAGAACAACAACUGCUGUGAAAGCAGGAGUGAAACGUCCAGGCACCCUGACCAGCACGAUUGAGUCCAAGCGCCCCAACAUUCGGCCGCUCCCCAAGGCGGGCCCCUCCACGACGACCUCAGGAGUCUCGGGAAAAUCCCUGCGUCCCACUGCAGCCUCCAAAGCCCCUCCAAAACCCAGCAAAUGGGACUGGAAGGGAAAAUACGGUCUCGCUGCGGAGGAACUAACUUCCCUAAAAGAAAAACUCAAGAACGUUUCGGAAGAGAACGAAGAGCUUCGAUCCAUCACUGACGAUCUGAAGGAACGCGAGUGCAAGAGCAGCACCAAAGCCCAACUCCUGGAGGAGACCAACGAAGAGCUCUCGAAGGAGCUGUCAGAAACCAAGAGAACCUUCACUGACCUUCAAACAAAAGCCGAUAAACUCGAGUUCGAUCUUCACAAAUCCCAGGAGAACUACAAAACCGUUUCCGAGAGUUUGAGAGAAUGCGAGGAGAGCUACAGGAGUUUGAAGCAAGAGCUCUCAAUUAGCUCAUCGAAAUUAGAACGAGUUGAGUCAGAUUUAUCCGCGAAAAUCCAGACGAUAGCUGUGUUAAAUGAUCGCAUGAGGGAGCUGCAGGAGCUGCUGCACCAGAUGGAUAAGGAUCGUCGAGUUCUGCACAAUUACAUUCAGGAGAUGAAGGGGAACAUCAGAGUCUUCUGCAGAGUGCGUCCUAGGAUUUCGAAGGAGUAUGGCAAGACACUUUGCUCCAUAAACUACGUGGACGAGUGCACGAUUGAGGUUGGGAGGGCUGACGGGUCUGACAGCAUGAGCUGCAGUGGCAAGUCGAGGGGAACGAAGCAGGAGUUCACAUUCGAUAAGAUUUUCCCUCCCAAUGCUUCUCAGGCCGACGUCUUCGAGGAGCUUUCACUGCUGGUGCAGUCAGCCCUGGAGGGCUACAAUGUCUGUGUCUUUGCUUAUGGACAGACAGGAUCGGGGAAGACGUACACCAUGGAGGGGGUGUGCAAUCCCAAUCUUGAGGGCAUGAUCCCCCGAACUGUUCGUCAUAUCUUCGAGGAGAUGAAGGAGUUCGAGUUGCUUGGGUGGGAGUACAAGAUUGAAGCCAGCUUCCUGGAGAUUUAUAACGAGCACAUUGUCGAUCUGCUUGAUGCCAAUCAGAAGACCCACGAGAUCAGAAUGGUGGACAGCAAGGGAACGGAUUUGUACGUUACCAAUCUGCAGGUGGAGGAGAUUCACAGUCCUGAGGAGUUGCAUCAGUGCUUGAGGACUGCUCAGCAGAACAGGGCUGUUGCUGCGACAAUCGCUAAUGAGAGGUCCUCGAGGUCUCAUUCGGUGGCGAGGAUCAGGCUCAUUGGGACUCAUACUGAGAAGGAGGAGAUUUGUAUUGGGAAUCUUAAUCUUGUGGAUCUCGCUGGCUCGGAGAGGCUGAAGAACGAAGAGGCUGCCAGGACUGCUGAGACGAAGAACAUUAAUAAGAGUCUUGCUAAUCUGGGGAAUGUCAUAUUGGCACUGUUGAGGAAGCAGGAGCACAUUCCGUACAGGAACUCCAAGCUUACUCAUCUGCUUAUGCCGUCACUUGGGGGCAACUCCAAGACCCUUAUGUUGCUUAAUAUUUCACCGCUUGAUGAGUGCUAUAAUGAGACACUCAAUUCUUUGAGAUUUGCGAGUAAUGUUAAUAAUUGCAAGCUUGGGAAUAUCAAACGAUCCAAGACUUUUAUACAGAAUUCUGGGAAUUACUUUGAUAAAUCGAUAGAUUUCUUGGUCGUAAGUUUCGUAGGGCUGAACGCUGCAUUUGUCUUCGGGAUCAUAUUCGAGGAGGCCCUUCGCUCCGGAGGUCGAGAAAUGUCAGUGGAUAAUCCCUCGAGGAUACCGAGGAAGCAUUGCCAGUGUGCCCAUCACAAAAUCACGAUCCCCUGUCCUGCUACUGCUGAUCCAAAAUUGAAGCCCAAAUGUUGUCAUUGCAAGAAGAACCGCCCGGAUAGACCGAAAUCUUCGGAGAAACACUUCGCAGCCCUUGAUGGGUCCAUGGCAGGUGAGCCGCAUGUGAGUAACCCCGGAAUUGCUGAGAAUGCGGUUUCUUCUGGCAAAGUUACAUUCGACGAACUGCAAAAGGGAUUUUUCGGCGAAAAACAUAAAGUCGAAGAGUUGGAGAAAAAUUUAAAUACCCUGAGGAGUGAAAAUGAAACUCUGGAGAGGAGCAGAGCUGAUUCGGUGGCCCAGGUGUCUUCUCUUCAAGAGCAACUUUCGAAACUCACGACUGAGAAUAAAUCCACAAAAAGCGAAUGCGAGGAUUUGAAGGAACAAAUUUCAAAACUUACGACUGAGAAUAACUCCAUAACACGUGAAUGUGAGGAUUUGAACGAGAAAAUCUCGAACCUCACGACUGAGAACAAAUCCAUAAAACGUGAGUGCGAGGGUUUGAAGGAGAAAAUCUCGGAACUGACGACUGAGAAUAAAUCCCUGAGACGUCAAAGUGAGGACUUGACGGGUAAAUUGAGGUCUGUGGAGGACAAGGAGGAGAGGAGGAAUUCCGAAAUCGCUAACGAGGUCCAGAAAUGGAGGAACAUCAUUAGGGAGACGGAAAAUUCAUUGAGUAAUGAGAAAAAUGAAUUGAACACAAGAAUUUUGGAAUUGACCAACACAGUGAAGCAACAGAAGAAGAAGAUAUCUGAGUUGACGAGCAUUUGUGCCAAGCAGAAAUCUAAGUUCGAGGAAAGUGAGAAGAAACUCUCUUCUAAGACUACAGAAUUAUCCGACACCGAUAAAAGAUUGAAAUCCAAGUGCUGUGAAUGUAAAGAUCUUCAAGAGGAAAUAGAGAAUCUGAAGCGUUGUUUAAACGAAGAAUCAAAAGCUGUGGAUAAUUUCAAGAAAGAAAUGGACCAAUGUAAAGAUGACUGCAGAUGUGAAUUAUUGAUGAAGGAGAAAAUCAUUGACAAUCAGAAUGAAACGAUUAACAGAUUGAAAACCAUCCUCCAUAAUAACGAAAAAAUAUCUCAGCAAGCAGCUCGAGAGUACGAGUCCUUAUCCGAUGAACUAUACUCAAUAAGAAAAGAAAACAACGAAUUAAAAAUGGCUCUAGAAGAAAUAGCCCAGAACUUCGAAUCAAAAAAAUCGAAAAAAUGUAAUCAAUGUCAAGUUCUAGAAGAAAAACUCGAUGUUCUCUCCGAGAAGAAGCAACAGGCUCUAAUAGCUGCCAGAUACACAGCAAAAAAACUAUGCGAGACGACAGAUGAAUUCCAAUUCCAACUGAACUCCGAAAUACAACAGCACGAAUUUUUAAUGUCUAUCGUGAACCAGAAAGAGCAAGAAAUUGAAUGUCUCAAGAAAGAAAUACACUACUUGAGAUUGUGCAAAUAAGUACCAAUAAUACGA